AUGAGGAGACGUGUGAGAAAUCCUAUAACAGGUGAAUAUAUACAGAGCGAUUCGACACAUAGUGUCUCAGGUCCUUCGGACCGUUCGUCAUCAAGUACUACAGCGUCAAGAACCACAGAACAUUCAUCAACAGCAUCAAAUACCACAGCCCGUUCAGAUAUUGUUAAUUACGUUGCACCACCAGCAAGGCAAGCCGAAAACCAUUCUGGUUUUGAGCUCCAAAGGAGCGAGCCUUUUUGGGAUAUGCCGCCACCACAACCUAAAACACAGUAUAAACGUGCUGCCGGAAGAAAUGCGGACGGUUCUACAUUCGCUAGCGAGGAAAAUUAUUCAGUUCCUGAUUAUAACAAAUUAAACGAACAUAAAUAUAAAAUGAAGCAGUUAGAUUCAAGCUAUAAUUUAGAAGUAAUGAAUAGGAAACGUCAGAUGGAACAGGAUAGAUAUAAUCACGAACGUGAAAUGGCAGUGACAAGGGAACGUUUCGAACAGGAUAAAAGAAAUUGGGAGGAUAAGAAAGAUUUGAUAAAAGGUUUCAUGGAUAGAAUACAAAAGGCAGCGGAUAAGAAGGCUGAAAGAGAAAAUAAAAUACAGCCUGACGACCCUAACAUUAACACAUCAAUUUUAUCACAUUUUGGUUUAACUACUGCAGAUAUUAAUAAUUCAAACGGUUUUCGACCAGGUUAUUUAAGAUUCAGGUCUAAUUUAAGAAAGGGAAUUUAUCUCGGAACUUUUAUAAUUUAUGGUGCUGCAGUUGUGCAGACAAACAAACCAGGGCUAAUUUAUGUAGUAUAUCGUGACGGAAGGAGUGAAAAUAUAUGCUUUGAAAAACCUAACUUUGAAAGUGUCGCAAACGUUACUAAUAAUAGAAAUUAUGGUUAUUUCUUAGUUGAUAUUUUCGGUUAUCCGACUUCAACUGAUACAGACGUUUAUGUUAACGCUAAUGGUGAACUUAUUGAUAAACCUCAUAGAAAAGGAUGUCCGUGUAGAAAAUGCAGAAUAUAA
Molecule: messenger RNA, 1002 nt
Organism: Trichomonas vaginalis G3
Lineage: Eukaryota; Parabasalia; Trichomonadida; Trichomonadidae
Exons: 1
Coding region: 1-1002 (333 amino acids)
Source: RefSeq, a predicted model, not a curated record